Messenger RNA from Zophobas morio, 970 nucleotides. Its product is annotated as leukocyte receptor cluster member 1 homolog. The coding region runs from base 83 to 952 and encodes 289 amino acids. Lineage: Eukaryota; Metazoa; Arthropoda; Insecta; Coleoptera; Tenebrionidae. The transcript is spliced from 2 exons. The record is from RefSeq and is a predicted model, not a curated record.
AUAGACAUACAAAUAGAAACGUCAAGAGUGACAAGUGACGUUUGCGUUGACAGAUAGCUAGAGUACAAGAAGUUCAAUAAACAUGAAUAUUUUACCGAAAAAAAGAUGGCACGUCCGCUCCAAAGACAACAUCGCGCGAGUGCGAAGAGAUGAAGCGAAAGCCGCUGAAGAGGAGGCGGCACGCAAAUCUCGGGCUAAACUCGCGGAAAGUGAAGCCAGAACCGAGUUAUUGCGACAGAGGGCUAGGGGCGGUGUCGCUACUAACGAAUUUAUUCCGCUGACCAAAGAUGAAUCGGUGGCUCAAACCCACGUCAAUUUUUUCCAGGACGUGGAAGACGGAAUUGCAGACAGUAAAACAACCAACAAAGAACAUGAUAAAGAAGUCAAACAAGAGAAAGAAAAGUAUGAGAAGCAAAUCGGGUACUUGACGUACUUAGGGCAGGAUACCAAUGAAGCGUUAGGCAAAAGAAACUGGUAUGAGGAGAUGCCAGACAGGACAAAUCGUGAUGGGGCAGAAGUAGGACUAAAAACUAAAAUCAGAGAAGACCCUCUAAGUGUAAUGAAGAAAUACAUGGCAGAGGGAGACAGUCCAAAGAAAAGUGGAGAUGUGGUACAUCAAGCAGUUGCUUUGACCCUCAAAACUUUGCAGAAAAGAAAAAGGAGUAGUAGUGGAGAAACAAGCCCCCAGAAACACCACAAAAAAGAUAAAAAAAAGCGGAAAAGAGUGUCUUCAAGUGACGACUCGGAUGACGACAGACUUGAAAAGAAGCGAAAAUUGGAGAUUCUAAGAUUGGAAAGACUGAAACGCGAGCGAGAAGAGCGAAAAAGGGCUGAAAGUCUCCUGGCGAAACUACGAGGCGACAAAGAAAAGAAAGAGGAAAUUCCGCAAGUCACAAAAAAAUACAACAACCAAUUUAACCCAGAACUAGCUAAACAAAACUACAAAUAUUAAAAUCCAUUUAUUACAAAA